Messenger RNA from Tachyglossus aculeatus (Australian echidna), 2838 nucleotides. RefSeq names its product transmembrane protein 231 (gene TMEM231). Gene Ontology annotation, cellular component: ciliary transition zone; ciliary membrane. Lineage: Eukaryota; Metazoa; Chordata; Mammalia; Monotremata; Tachyglossidae. Bases 11 to 961 code for a protein of 316 amino acids. The record is from RefSeq and is a predicted model, not a curated record. Gene Ontology annotation, biological process: regulation of protein localization; cilium assembly. The transcript is spliced from 7 exons.
CGGGGCGGCCAUGGCGCUGUACGAGCUGUUCGCCCACCCGGUGGAGCGCGGCUACCGGGCCGGGCUGGGCUCCAAGGCGGCGCUGUUCCUGCUGCUGGCCGCCGCCCUCACCUACGGCCCGCCGCUGCUCCUGGCCUUCCGCAGUCACGGGUUUUGGCUGAAGCGGAGUAGCUACGAGGAGCAGCCAACAAUCCGGUUUCAACACCAGGUGCUGUUUGUGGCCCUGCUGGGCCCGGCUCCCGGCGACUUUCUAGCAUGGAGCACCUUUCCCACUUUCAACCGGUUGCAGGGGGCAAGACUUCGGGUCCCACUGGUGUCCACCAGAGAAGAAGACAAGAACCAGGACGGGAAGAUGGACUUACUCCAUUUUAAAAUGGAGCUUCCACUGCAGGCUUCCGAGCAGGUCCUCGGUGUUCAGCUCAUUCUGACCUUCUCCUACCAACUGCACAGGAUGUCAACAUUUAUGAUGCAGAGCAUGGCUUUUCUGCAGUCCUUCUUCCCUGUCCCGGGGGCUCAGCUGUAUGUGAAUGGAGACUUGAAACUGCAGCAGAAGCAGCCCUUGAGCCAUCGUGGGCUAGAUGUCAGAUACAAUGUUCCUGUGAUCAAUGGGACAAGCCCUUUUGCAAGGGACUUUGACCUCACAAAUAUUGCUGCCACUUACCAGGAGAGGAAUGUGACAACCGUCCUGUCUGAUCCCAACCCCAUCUGGCUGGUGGGAAGGGCCGCAGAUGCACCGUUUGUGAUUAAUGCCAUCAUCCGAUACCCCGUGGAAGUGAUUUCUUAUCAACCAGGCUUCUGGGAGAUGAUUAAGUUUGCCUGGAUCCAGUACAUCAGUAUUCUGCUUGUCUUCCUCUGGGUGUUUGAAAGAAUCAAAAUCUUUGUGUUCCAGAAUCAGGUGGUGACAACAAUACCCGUAGCGCCGACGUUCCCAGUGGUGUCUUACAAAGAGCACCUGUCAUAAGAGAUAGGAUUCUGGCCCUGAAUGGGACUCCACGGGGGCCCAUCUACCUCACGAUUAUUUUCCAAGGAUCUUCAUUCCGUCCCAUCUGUGAAGGCGGUUUCUGCGGGACCGUGGGCUAGUUCGUUUUUGACGCUGAUAGUGACGUAGGAUCCCGCCAACUGAUUUUUACCAUGCCGGGCAAAUGCGGAGUUUUCCGGUCUCCAAGAUAACGAGAUAAUUGGAGUAGUCCCUUAGGAUCUCUGCCACCGUUUUGCCAACGGUAAAAUGCGCAGAAAGAAACUGGUACAGAUUCAGUCGUAUUUAUCGAUCGCUUACUGUGUGCAGAGCACUGUACUAAGCGCUUGACGUUUCAGAUCUUGGCAACAAUCCAGCCUUUGACUAAUGAAGGCAUUUCCUUUUUGAAUUUGAAGAACACAAGCUAUGCAUUUUCCCUUAAAAACCCUUUAUUUGCUUAUGUUACCCUCUGUAGAGUUCUUUUUUGAUAGGUAUGUAAAUCACCGGUACUCUGCUUUCACUGUAUGUAUAGACUCACUACCCCUAACUCUAUGUUCCAGAGUUACAAGGCCCUUGACUGGGAACAGAUAUUUAUUUCUGUGGGAACUGGGGACAAUAAUGAUAUACAGUUCAGUAGGCAGUUAGAAAUGAUCGAUCUAGUUGACUAGAUUUUUAUUCAAGGAAUCUUGCUUCCUUAUAUCCUUCAGUUUACUGCUGUCUCAAAUUAGUUGCUGAAGGUAAAAGGGUCAUUUUAUUUACAGUAGUCGGGCUACUGCUAAAGAAAAUUGGGAUUGUAACAACUUCUCUUACUUCUGCUCACUAUUAGUAAGAAUUGGUUCUUACUGGUUGUAACACUUCCUUGGCCACGUGAGAUUAAUAUGUAGAGAUGAAUUCUUGUCCAGGGCUUUAGGAAGUGUAUCAACAUUCGCAAACCGAAGCUCAGCCAUCCUGAGAUAAAUGUCUGUGUUCUCUGAAGGACAAAGACAUUUGCUUUGUGUCUUCAGGAGUGGGAGGACUUCCCCUUCCAUCGCUUGCACUCUUUGGUCAAAACUGGGGGAUUAUUUUUUAAGAGGGUUUUUUUUCAGUGGAUAGUGGGACUAUCCAUUUUUACAAGAAUCCACACAGUCCAAAGCAAGCAUCCAUCACCAAAGAACAAAUUGAAAGGAUUGGCGCAGGUGGAAAAAUCGAUGGCUAGGGAUCCAUUUCCUAUCCAUUUUUACAAGAAUCUAUACAGGCCAAAACAAGCAUCCAUCACCAAAGAACAAAUUGAAAGGAUUGGCGCAGGUGGAAAAAUCGAUGGCUAGGGAUCCAUUUCCUAUGAGUCCUCCGUCAGCGCGGCUCCAGGAACUCUAAUAAAGCAGUAUAUCUGCCUGAGUGGUAAUCACAGCUAACUUUUCUACCCCUGAUAACUUCUAGCCCUGACUCCAAACCCUACUGCUACCCUGGUACGCUCUGAGAAAAACAAAGUCUUGUUAUGGAGAGAACUGUAUUAUUCACAGCGUAUUAUCAGCGCCAGCCUAUCCAUUUCUAAAUCUGGUUGGUAGGGAGGGAGGAAGGUGAUGGCGUAGUGGAGGAAAUCACUGCAUGACCCCACCAAGGAAAAGUCAUCGAGUCUAAGGUUAAAUAAAUCUAAAUUCUCUUCCUGGUUGUUCUUAGCAGGUGAAGGACCGCAAAUAACUCCAGAUAAAAUGCACCUCGUAUAUUAGCAGAUCAGGAAUAAGAUCAAAUACAGAUCCUAAGGCAGAGUGUAAAUCUGACCCGUUCAAAAGCCAUCCCCAAGGAAGCAAUCUUACAGAAAACAAAAUGCUUGUUGUUUAUUACCUCACACAGAGUUCAGCCGAUCUAAAAAUUAUUAUGAUUAAAAAAGAAAUGUAAAUGCAAAA